This is a messenger RNA of Apodemus sylvaticus (European woodmouse), 5739 nucleotides long. It is a transcript of the gene Znf831, whose product is annotated as zinc finger protein 831. Lineage: Eukaryota; Metazoa; Chordata; Mammalia; Rodentia; Muridae. The coding region runs from base 187 to 5064 and encodes 1625 amino acids. The transcript has 7 exons. The record is from RefSeq and is a predicted model, not a curated record.
GCGCUUUGUUUUGUUUUCUUCAGUGAAACAUGGAGUUGACCCAAAUGUCAGCCUCUGGGACACGGUCUUGUCUCUUUCCUGAGGACUAGCUUGGGCUACUUGGCUCUAGAGCAGAGCUUCACAGUCUGAGAACCUACUACCCUUCAUAAAGGUUGACAUAUUCCUGGACCACGCAGAGGAUGAGGAAUGGAGGCUUCGGAGCCGCCCCGCCCAGCCCCGUCAGCCACGGACCAGCCAGCCCCUGUACCCAGCAUUGCCGGGGGCCCAGGUGGGCAGGCCUCACCUCGCCUGACCCUGGGUCCUGUCAUCCUGCCCCCAGAGCAGGGCCUGGCCCCAACUGUGUUCUUGAAAGCCCUGCCUGUCCCAUUAUACCACACGGUACCUCCCGGGGGCCUCCAGCCACGGGCACCCCUGGUGACAGGCAGCUUGGAGGGGACCAGCAUACCUUUCAUUCUCAGCCCCUUGCUGCAGCCUGAAGGGCCCAGUGCCACCCAGGUGGGCAAGCCGGUCACCCCAGCCCUGACUGUGAACAUCGUUGGCACGGUGCCUGUACUCUCCCCAGGUGUGGGGUCCGCACUGGGCAGCACAGGCCGGGGGAAGAACACCGGUAAGUACCUGUGCCCCCACUGUGGUCGGGACUGCCUGAAGCCCAGUGUGCUGGAGAAACACAUCCGGUCCCACACAGGCGAAAGGCCCUUCCCAUGCCCUACCUGUGGCAUCGCCUUUAAGACCCAGAGCAACCUGUACAAACACAGGCGGACCCAAACCCAUCUCAACAACUCUCGAUUGUCCUUGGAGUCUGAGGGGAGUGGGAGCAGCCUCCUGGAGGAGGGAGAGAGGCCAGGAGAGACUGCCUCAGUGGAUAGUCGUGGAGAUGAAGGAACUCCAGAGAGAGCCCUUUCCCCAGGUGCCCGCCCCACCCUUGCUGCUCAGAACAGAGAAAGGAAGGUGGUAUCAGCUCCCUCUCUCGGGGCCACCCUUUCCCACAGGGAGGCCUCUGUGGAUCAGCCCCAGAUGGUGUCCCCUGAGUUCUCACUCGCCAGCCCACAGCCUAGGCGGAAGCUGCCAGAACCAAAGCCAUGCUUCCUGCAGCGACAGCAGGAGACCUGCUCAGAGAAGCCCUGGGACACCAAGGCCUUGGAGGGCCCGCUGAGGAAGUGUGAGAGCACAGACUCUGGCUACCUGUCGCGCUCAGACAGCGUGGAGCAGCCCCCUGUUGCCUCUAGCCCAUUGCAUAGUCUCUCGGAGCACAGUGCAGAGUCCGAGGGCGAAGGAGACCCUGGCUGUUCCUCUUCAGGCAACAGGGCCGACCAGAGAGCACCCGGGUCCAGCCUGGAGAUGGAGAAGAAGAAACUGGAGGAACGAAUUGCUCAUCUCAUCUCCCACAACCAGGCGGUGGUAGAUGACCCGCAGCUGGACCACGUGCGGCCCCGCAAGACGGUGCUGGCCAAGCAGGGCAGCAUCGACCUGCCCAUGCCAUAUACCUACAAGGAUUCCUUCCACUUCGACAUCCGGGCGCUGGAGCCCGGCCGCAGGAGGGUUGCCCUCAGCCCGGCCCGCUCCACCUUCACACCCAGACCUCUUUUUUUCCACUCAGUGCCCACGCAGCUUUCCACCACAGUGGAGUGUGUCCCCGUCACCAGAAGCAACUCGCUGCCUUUUGUCGAGGGUUCUAAGUUGUGGCCAGAGCCACGGGACCCACAGGAUGCUAUUCCGGGGACACAGAAGGCCCUGAGCCCCAGGCUCACCCCAGCCCGGCUGGGGUGCCGCCCAGGGCUGACCUUGGCAAGCCUCCCCAGUGGUCACCCACGGGCCCUGGUGCGACAGGCUGCUGUGGAGGACCUGCCAUGCACCCCCACUGGAGGCCCCUCGGCUGUUACUGAGGACCUAGAUGGGAAGAAGACUGUGGCAAAGGAGGGGGGUGUGGCGUACAAGGGCAGAGCCAGCAAGAAGUGUAACCAGAGGAAGCAAAGGAUGUUCUCUCAGGAGAAAUGGCAAGUGUACGGAAAUGAGACUUUCAGGAGAAUAUACCAGAAAAUGAAGACCAGCCACCAGGGAGGACAGAGACACGGGGAGGUGAAGCGGAGCCAGGGGACAGAACUGGACCUUCCUCCUCCUCGGGAGCAGGCAGGAGGAAGUGAGGAUGCGGGCCUGUCUCAAGACAACAGGAUCCCUAUCCUCGGAGACACUACAGCAGGGGCUAAUCUAGGAUCUUGGGGAAGUCAGCCAUCCCUGGAAGACUCACUGGAGGCUGAGGCUCCUGAGCAGAUGAAGGAGGUAGCCAGAGUCACGUCAUCUCCAACCUUUGGCGGCACAGACAGCCUCUGUUCGAGUGGCAAGAGCUCUCUGCUCUCUCCAAGUGGGAAGUUGGACCUGGGAUGCCAGCUGCCUCCAGUGCCUGGGCCUUGCCAAGGAGGAGAUUUAGAAGCUCCUGAGACUGCUUCACCAGACCCCAGUGGCGAGGCUAUAAAAGAAACCAGCCCUGGGGCCCAGACUGUCCUCAGACGGUCCAGCGGUGGGUCUGUGGCUCUACAGCUUGCGGAAGACAAGCUACCCUCAGAGAGGAAGAGACUGAAGGUGGAGGGGCUGGACCAUCAGGAGCAGCCAGCGCCUCUGGAAGCUGAGGCCUCAGGAGGCUCUGUGCAGGCCGGCCCCCAGCCAUCCCAGAAACAGGACAGUGACUCUGAGGAGUUGUUGGGUUGCUUAAAUAAGAGCAUCCUGCAUGUGACCACAGCCCAGGAUCCCUCAGAUGUCUCCUCAGCUGCUUCUACUGUCGCCCCAAGAUGGCCAGGGCUAGGGGACAAGGAGUCCCCACUGCCUUCUCUACCCAGGAAUCCUGAGUUUCACUCCCUGCUGCCUGCCCAGCCCCAGGACCCUGGUGUCCCUAAUGCUAGGUCAGGUGGUCCCUUUGCUCCCAAGUACCUCCUCAGGUUACCUCAGGGAGAGAACCCCUCACCGCUAGUUGUUCCAGGUCCUGAAAAAGGCCCAGACUCUCUGUGUACAAGUACACAGCCUGCAGAACAGACCCUUCUUGUUGGAUCAGAACUGGGAAUGCUCCAGCCACCUGGAGCACGCUCAGGCCCAGGUGAGGUAGGUGGGAGCCCAGAGGAUGCUAGCUGGCCCAGGUCAAGGGAUGAAAAAGAAGAGACACAGAUGGGAAGUGAGGAAAGAGACAGGACCAAUGACAGCAUCCCAGUGACUGGACGCUCUCCCGACCCCAGGACCAGCACUAUCCAGGAGAUAGCCUCCAUUCAGUCUACUGAGACCUGUGACAUUCAUGUGGCCCAGGAUGUGGUGAGUAAGACUCACACCACCCAUUGCCUGUGCACAGACAGUCCAACAGCAAGAGCCAGGACAUAUGGGAACCUCUUAAACUCUUGGACAUCAUCCCAGAAGCUGGGGAUUCCUCCGAAGAAUGCCCUAGAAAGUCCUUCAGAAACCAAGGAAGGGCUGCCUGCCUGCGUUUCCUCUCAAGCACACUAUUUCCUUACAACUUCGACAAAACCCCAAGGUAUUUCCUUGAACCAUCAGAAACCAGACCUGUCUCACAUCUUAGGAACCCCCAGGAGCUGUGAGGCCCCAAGCUCCUUCCCCUCACUCAAGACUGAGACCCAGCUCACCUGGUGUUGCUUGAAUCGAAGCCUGCCUCUGCCUGCUGAGCAGCAGAGGGCGGCUCCUGGAGACUUGGCUUCAUCCUUGCCUGAUAGAAACCUCCAGGGUGACAGGAACAAAGCAUUGCCCAAGAGCAGUGGAGGAAGGACCCGGAUGAGCCGAGGAGGUGAAGGGUCUUCGCAGGCACCUGAGCUUCCCUAUCCAACAGUCCCAGGGCUGAGGGCUGAGGAACAAGUGUCCAGGCCACGGUGGAAGAAAGAACUGUGGCGUAGGAGGGUGAAGACAUCGCGUGAGAACACCAAGCAGAAGAAGUUGAUGCUUCAUCCCAAGAGGUGUGAAGGGAGUUUCUGGCAGAGAGCCAAACGGCUGUGCAAGCCUCCCUGGUUGCCGAGAAGAAGCUGUCUCCCCCACCGACUUGAGGGCUUAGAGCCUCGGGGGACCCUGGGGAGGAGUUCGGCAGAAGUGGCAGGUCUAAACAUACAAGGGGAGCCAUCUUGUGCCAGCAAAAACUUGAGUUUCUGCUCAUGGGAGCAAAAACAUGAGUCUGUGGCUCAUGGGAGCAAAGAAAAGGAAGAUGAUUGUAGUCAGACUUCAGGACCCAUGUCUCCUGGCAUGAGCUCAAAAACCAUCUCAGAAAUAGACAAAUCAACUUUGAAGGAUAUUUCUCCAACCACUGGUGAGCAUAAUGACUGUUCUCAGGAGAAGGAGCAUGCUGAUGAGUCCAGACUAUCUCCGAAAUCUAAUAUGGACUUGGCAAUGUUUCAGGAAGAUCUGCCUCAAGGCAAAGGUCUUGAUGUUGGACCUCCAGGAACUCAGCUGCUACCUUCCCAGGAUCAAGUCUCUAUAGUUCCCAACUUGUGCUUCUCCCCAGAUGUUCCAGAGCUGCCUUCUUCCUUUAGAUCCAAAGGAACAUUUCCCCACCAUCACAUUGCUACCUCUGUGGCCGCUGUCUGUGUUUCUGUGGGGAUAAGAACGGGGCAAAAAACACUGGGGGCUCACGGUGCAGAGUCCUUUGCUGAGGAGACCCUGGCACGAAAGUCCCCAGACAGAAGAGCCACAUCAGACAGCCUUCCACAGGUGCUCCUGCCAGGGAGGCCUUCACCUGGAAAAACUUUAGAAAUAGCACCUUCAGGACCAAGUUCAGUCAGUUCACACGAGGAGGAAGCAAGAGCCCAGGCAGAUUUUCCUGUGUGGAGCCAAUAUGGGUGUGGGGAUCUGACUGUCCAGGGUGCUGCUGCUUCAGGAAUCGAGAGUGGGACUUGUCGGGCUGAAGGAUUAAUUACCCCCAAGACUGUCACAGCUCCUUCUCACCCUGGACAACCCUCAGAAGUCCCAGAAGUUCCUUUGAGAUCCAUCCGAAAGAGGAGUUUGGAAGGAAUGAGGAAGCAGACACGGGUGGAGCUCAGCGACACCAGCAGUGAUGACGAAGACAGACUGGUCAUCGAGAUAUGACGUGAUUCCAGAGAAAGAUGAUGGCCAAGGCCUGGGGAUCUUUUGGGAUAGACAUCACCACGUGUUGUGGGCACUGAACUUUAUUUAUAAAACAUCUAUAGACUAGGAAAGCCAUCUACGAUUUCUUCAAGCCAACUCUAACCAACACAGUGCCCAGAUUCAGCCAUACCUUUCUUCAGCUUCUCUUGGGCAGACCUGGGACUCUUGCUCAUUCAACUGGAAGAGUUGAAAUGGUCUAGAGGGAUCAUUGCAAGAGACUCCUUGUACACAGCUCCAACUUGAUGCUGUAAUCCUCAUUGCCUCGAUCCAGUAAAAUGACACUAAUUAGAAGAGCCAUGUGGGACUUUGAUCAGUGAGACCCGCAUUGGGUCGACACACCUGUCAUACUGCUACUAAGUUAAGAGUGGUAAACACAUCUGAGGUCUCUGGGGAAGCUUGAGAAUGAAGCAUGAGGUUUGAACUGGGCACCAAGAUGGCUCCAUGCGGUUUGGAGACUAACUCCAGAUGCACUCAAAAACUGGUCAGGGCCAGCCAUCUUUAACGGAUACUGUAAAUAUACUUCAUGAUGCCUAAGACCCUUUUAAAUGUUGCACAAAUGGUCCAUACUUGUUUCUGGUCCAGUAACACAAGCACGUGUGUCCCUGUACUUGGUGCCUUUUCUUUUAGAACCCCCCC